This is a messenger RNA of Psammomys obesus (fat sand rat), 3040 nucleotides long. RefSeq names its product copine 5 (gene Cpne5). The record is from RefSeq and is a predicted model, not a curated record. Bases 42 to 1877 code for a protein of 611 amino acids. Gene Ontology annotation, molecular function: calcium-dependent phospholipid binding. Gene Ontology annotation, cellular component: plasma membrane. Gene Ontology annotation, biological process: cellular response to calcium ion. The transcript is spliced from 22 exons. NCBI's taxonomy places the organism in Eukaryota, Metazoa, Chordata, Mammalia, Rodentia, Muridae.
AAGAAAGGUGUUCUGUUUGUUUUCAACCCUGGCCCCGGCGGAUGCACAGAAGAUUGCUUUCCAACAGCGUUCGCGCGCACCUGCUCAGAAUGCCCAGCUACCAGAAGGCCACCCUUAUCAGCGGCGACAGGCAUCCAAGGAACCUUUUGGACAAAGACAUGUUUUCCAAGUCUGACCCAUUGUGCGUCAUGUACACGCAAGGGAUGGAGAACAAGCAAUGGAGGGAGUUUGGACGCACUGAGGUCAUUGAUAACACGCUUAACCCGGACUUCGUUCGCAAGUUCAUUGUGGAUUACUUCUUUGAGGAGAAGCAGAACCUCCGUUUUGACCUAUACGACGUUGACUCCAAGAGCCCGGAUUUAUCUAAACAUGACUUCCUGGGCCAGGCCUUCUGCACCCUUGGCGAGAUUGUAGGAUCCUCCGGGAGCCGCCUGGAGAAGCCUCUCACGAUAGGAGCCUUCAGCCUCAACUCCCGGACAGGCAAACCUAUGCCAGCCGUGUCUAACGGAAGUGGUCUUUGGAUGGAAAGCUCCAGAGUUACUGGUCCGGAAGCUUCCGGCGGCGUCCCUGGGAAGAAGUGCGGCACCAUCAUUCUGUCCGCAGAGGAGCUGAGCAACUGCAGGGACGUGGCUACCAUGCAGUUCUGUGCCAACAAGCUGGACAAGAAAGAUUUCUUCGGGAAAUCCGACCCCUUCUUGGUGUUCUACAGGAGCAACGAGGAUGGAACGUUCACCAUCUGUCACAAGACGGAGGUCAUGAAGAACACCCUCAACCCAGUGUGGCAGACCUUCUCCAUCCCCGUGCGGGCCCUGUGCAACGGGGACUAUGACAGGACCAUCAAGGUGGAGGUGUAUGACUGGGACCGUGAUGGCAGCCACGACUUCAUUGGGGAGUUCACCACCAGCUACCGGGAGCUGGCACGCGGCCAGAGUCAAUUCAACAUCUAUGAGGUGAUAAACCCAAAAAAGAAAAUGAAAAAAAAGAAGUACGUGAAUUCCGGCACGGUCACCCUGCUUUCCUUUGCGGUAGAGUCAGAGAGCACCUUUCUGGAUUACAUCAAAGGAGGGACGCAGAUCAAUUUCACCGUGGCCAUCGACUUUACCGCCUCUAACGGGAACCCCUCGCAGUCCACAUCGCUACACUACCUGAGCCCCUACCAGCUGAACGCCUACGCGCUGGCGCUGACCGCCGUGGGCGAGAUCAUCCAGCACUACGACAGCGACAAGAUGUUCCCCGCCCUGGGCUUCGGGGCCAAGCUGCCCCCCGACGGCAGGGUGUCCCACGAGUUCCCGCUGAAUGGCAACCAGGAGAACCCCUCCUGCUGUGGCAUUGACGGGAUCCUGGAGGCCUACCACAGCAGCCUUCGCACCGUGCAGCUUUACGGCCCCACCAACUUCGCCCCCGUCGUCACCCACGUAGCCAGGAACGCCGCAGCUGUGCAGGAUGGCUCCCAGUAUUCUGUGCUUCUCAUCAUCACUGACGGUGUCAUCUCGGACAUGGCACAGACCAAGGAGGCCAUCGUCAAUGCUGCCAAGCUGCCCAUGUCCAUCAUCAUUGUUGGCGUGGGCCAGGCUGAAUUCGAUGCCAUGGUGGAGCUUGAUGGGGAUGAUGUACGGAUCUCCUCCAGGGGGAAACUGGCCGAACGGGACAUCGUUCAGUUCGUGCCCUUCCGGGACUACGUGGACCGCACAGGCAACCACGUGCUGAGCAUGGCCCGCCUGGCCCGGGACGUGCUGGCCGAGAUCCCCGACCAGCUGGUGUCCUACAUGAAGGCGCAGGGUAUCCGCCCGCGCCCGCCGCCCCCGGCGCCGGCUCAGUCCGCUCCACAGUCCCCAUCCCGCUCAGCGCCCGAGUCCCCCCUGCACACAGAGAUCUGAAGCCGCAGGACCCCGGGGCUGGAGGGUAAGCUGAGGCCCCACUCUGUUUUUGUGGUCGCCUUCCCAGUCUCCACUCAGGGCCGGCAGGAGACGGGGCAUGCAGGGCCCCAUCUCCCACCCUCUAGACUCAACCUCCCACCCAGAUCCAGGGAACUGGAGGUGGGACAGAAGUCAGGGGGGACACAAAGUUCUGGGGUUGCGUGGACUCCCCUAGCCCAUACCGUACGACCCCAAGACGCCCCUGUUCUUGCAGCCCAGCUGGGCCUCCUCCAGCUCCCCUCCCCUCCUGACCUAGUGUGCGGUGUCCCCAGUCCACGAGAUCCCUCGUCCUGUUUCCAGGGAACCCCAGGCUGGUGGGAGCCCAGGGCUGUGUGUGAUCCUCCUGGGGACAGCAUACGUAAGCGGAGCCGUGGGCCGUCAGGGGCCGCGGUAGAGGCCUGUUGGCAGAGCUCCCUCACCAUCCUCAGGGGCCUGGUGGUGUGCUAGAAUGUUCUAGGUACAGAUCUGCGGCCUCACCCGGAUGCCACAGUGUGUCACCUGGAUGGCACGGGUGGCCUGGGGCCCCGAAACGGCUCCUGCUCAACUCGGAGGCCGCUCGCCUGCCAGGAACAGGCCCAGCCCCUGCGCUCAAGCCCACAGGCUCCUGCUCUCUGUUGUUCAGUGGCUCUGGGACCAGAGAAGGUGGACGGUGGCCCUGGGCACCAACCUGUCCCCACCCAGCACAGCCUCUGCUCUCUGGGCCUCGGUGUCCACACCUCUGUGAGGACAGCAUCGGUCAGGGGGUCCAGCGUUUCCCUAGCCGUCCAUUCCACACACAGCCUCCCCGCCCCCUCCUCACGGCCACCAUCCACACCCAGGCCGUCUGGGGUCACCCUGUCGCAGCCUGUCACCCCACACCCUAGCCCCCCGGAGCUCCUGCCCCUGCUGCGGGAAGGUCGACAGGGGGUUUUCACCUAAGGCCGCUCACCCCACCGGCCACCAUCAUCCUUUGUCCACUGGGGCAGGCUUGCAUGUGCCGCAUGGGGUCCCCGCCUGCCGUCUCCCCGCCCACCCGCCUCUGUCAUGCAUGGUGAUGGUGAUGAUGUUUCUACUGUCUGGUCCUGUGCCUGUCCGAGACCGUCUCUGUGGAACUUGCCUUAAACUGAAAUAAACCAGUUCUUUUA